This is a messenger RNA of Vicia villosa (hairy vetch), 813 nucleotides long. RefSeq lists its product as uncharacterized. Gene Ontology annotation, molecular function: catalytic activity. Lineage: Eukaryota; Viridiplantae; Streptophyta; Magnoliopsida; Fabales; Fabaceae. The record is from RefSeq and is a predicted model, not a curated record. The coding region runs from base 1 to 813 and encodes 270 amino acids. The transcript has a single exon.
AUGAUUAUUGUUUCCUUAAAUAUUAGAGGAGGAGGUAGCCGGGCCAAGAGGAAGAGAGUCGGAUACCACAUUCAAAAAGGAGAGGUUGAUAUUUGUUUUGUCCAAGAAACAAAGUUAAGUGGCAUAGAUUUUAACAUAGUUAAGGAAUUGUGGGGAGAUAAUCAAGUUGAGUGGUCGCAUUUGGUUGCCAACGGGGCGUCGGGAGGCAUUCUUACGAUGUGGAAAAAGGAUUUCUUCAAUUUAAGCUUUAGCUUCAGUGGUGAGGGUUUCUUUGGUCUUUGCGUGGAAAAGGAUGGCAAACGCAUUUACUUCGUGAAUGUCUAUGCUUCAUGUGACUUAACCACAAGAAAAAUAACUUGGGAUAGAUUAUAUGAUCUCAAAAAUAACAACUUUAAAGGCUCUUGGUGCAUUGGAGGAGAUUUCAAUUCUAUCUCCUCUUUAGAAGGAAGAAUUGGGAUGUCAACUCGUAGCUAUAGGAGGGAGAUAACGAUAUUCAAAGAGUUCAUAGAAGAAAUGGAGUUGGUGGAUCUACCUACCAUAGGAGGCAAGUUUACUUGGAUAAAAAUUAAUGGCAAGACUAUGAGUAGGUUAGAUAGAUUUCUCCUAUCGGAAAGUUUUAUUGAAGAUUGGAAGGUGGAUGGUCAACAUAUUGGAGAGAGGGAUAUGUCCGACCAUGCUCCAAUUUGGUUAAAAGACAAUAGAAAGUAUUGGGGCCCUAAACCUUUCAAGUUCAACAAUAUGUGGUUCAAACAUGAGGAUUUUGAUAUUUUUGUGGAGGAGGAUUUUGAUAUUUUCCGGAUGAAGUGGCUUUGA